UCGUUACCACCAUUCUGGUACUGUUACCGGGCGCCUCAGCACCAAGUAAACAUAAACAAUUUUCAAUCCACCGCGAGAUGCAUCCGCGUCAAUAAACGAAAAAAAAAAGUUAAACAUGGUGCAGUUUCGGUGAUGGUAGAUGGUAUGUGGAUGGGUUAAAAUGUGCGAUGCGUGCGAUUUUCCUGCUGUAUCUGGUUUGGUGCGGCGUCGCGACGUUAUGCGCCGCCAUGAGGACGUCGCCGAUGGAUGGAUGGAGCAGGAAGACAUCACGAGAUGACGGCGACGACUUGAACGCGCUCAGGAAAGGUGUCAGUGUUACAGGAAGGGUUUUUGUCACGAUGUUUGGGUAUCCUUCGAGAUGUGAGAGUAAAGGAUCGUCCCAUUCUUGUACAUUAUCCUUUGCCUGUUGGCUAGUCGGUGGCUCGAGUCAGUCAGGAUGCGGCGCUAGUCCUUGGAUAGUGGCCUGUUGUGUCACGUCCAAAAAACCACAUGGCCACUUAAAGAAUAACCCCAUCUCAGGAAACAACGAAUUAGAAAUCAAAGGACCACCUCAACAACAACUCGAAUUAAGAGAGGAAGUUCCAGUUCCAGUGAUACAGAAAAGAAUUGAUGAUGUUGAUGAAGAAUGUGGUAUAUCGUCAGACAGGGUGUUUAGUAAAAGGAUUAUAGGUGGGAAAGAAGCGGCUUUUGGGCAGUAUCCAUGGCAAGCAUUUAUCAAAUUAGGAAAAUUUCAAUGUGGAGGUGUUUUAGUUUCUAGAAAAUACGUUGCUACUGCUGCUCAUUGUAUAAUAACUUCAAGACUUCGUGAUAUUUUAGUUUACUUAGGCGAAUUAGAUACUCAAGAUACGGGAAAAGUGGAAGAACUGGCACCUGCUGAAUUACAUAGGGUCAAGAAAAGAAUUGUUCAUCCGAAUUUUAGAUAUCGUCUUACUCAACCAGAUAGAUACGAUAUUGCGCUACUGGAGUUAGUGACGGAAGCUGGGCACACCUUUCAUAUUUCACCGAUAUGUUUGCCGGAUGAGGAUAUGAAAUUGAUUGGAAGGAAAGCGGUAGUUGCUGGUUGGGGAAAAAUACAGCCCUCGAACGAGUUGCUGGGGACAAAUGUCCUUAGGAGUGCUACAGUUCCAAUAUUGGACAUCAGGGAGUGCAUGGCCUGGCACAAGAUUAAGCAAAUAUCGGUCGAGUUGCACGAGGAGAUGCUGUGCGCCGGCCACGAGAACGGCCAACAGGACGCGUGUCUGGGGGAUUCCGGCGGACCGUUGAUCAUCCUGGAGGCAGGUCGUUGGGUCCUUGCGGGAAUUACCAGUGCCGGUUUCGGAUGCGGAGAGCCCCACCAACCCGGAAUUUACCAUAGGGUACCCGUCACUACUAAGUGGAUCCGAUCCGUUAUUAAACGAGUGUCUUAGACAAAUGUGUAAGCAAUUUUAAAUGGCAGCAUUUAUUUUAACUUAUUCUUAUACCUAUAAAACUAACAGUAGGCUUUUACAUUAUGUGUUUCAUAUCGUUUGCUAUAGAUGAAUGAAUCGGUUAGGUAAAUUUGUUCCUAGUAGAAACAAUGCUGAGUGAUAUUUUAUUAUGUUCUCAUGUAUAUCUGAUAGUAAAAAUAGCUUUAAUAAUUUAUUUUUAAAUAAAUAAACACUGUUAUUUAUA
Messenger RNA from Aethina tumida (small hive beetle), 1650 nucleotides. RefSeq names its product serine protease 27. Bases 168 to 1406 code for a protein of 412 amino acids. Lineage: Eukaryota; Metazoa; Arthropoda; Insecta; Coleoptera; Nitidulidae. The record is from RefSeq and is a predicted model, not a curated record. Gene Ontology annotation, biological process: proteolysis. Gene Ontology annotation, molecular function: serine-type endopeptidase activity. The transcript is spliced from 6 exons.